Messenger RNA from Pseudophryne corroboree (corroboree frog), 1974 nucleotides. RefSeq names its product hexosaminidase subunit beta (gene HEXB). The coding region runs from base 121 to 1791 and encodes 556 amino acids. Gene Ontology annotation, molecular function: beta-N-acetylhexosaminidase activity. Gene Ontology annotation, biological process: glycosaminoglycan metabolic process; carbohydrate metabolic process; ganglioside catabolic process. Gene Ontology annotation, cellular component: lysosome; membrane. NCBI's taxonomy places the organism in Eukaryota, Metazoa, Chordata, Amphibia, Anura, Myobatrachidae. The record is from RefSeq and is a predicted model, not a curated record. The transcript has 14 exons.
GGCGCAGCCUGAAGCGGAGAGUCACAUGACCGCUCUGUCCCGUGAUGUGACCGGUAUCAGGCCGGAGACGUGCAGGCAGACAGUAUAACGCAGUGAUAGGAGGACAGGCAGCUGCAUGCUAUGAUGCCGCGCUCCGUGUCCGCUCUGCUGCUGCUCCUGCCCACUCUCUGUCUCCUCUCGCCCGCUCUGUGCCGGGGGUACCGGCUGUUCCAGGAAGCGGAGGAAGAUGUGCUGCUAUCUCUGUCCGAUACUGAGCAGUCUCCCUAUGGUUCCCUGUGGCCGCUGCCCCAGCAUCUGCAGCUGUACCCCGAUGUCCUGUACAUCCCGCCUGGAGAGUUCAGCAUCGUCCACGGUCCGGGCUCCACAGCGGGGCCGUCGUGCGUGGUCCUGCAGCACGCCUUCCAGAGAUACUACGACUAUAUAUUUGGAUACUCUCCAAAGAAAAAGGCUCCCAAUAGUGAAACGUUUUCUGGAGGGCGUCUGGUCCAGCUGCAGGUUAUCCUCACUUCUGAAGACAAUGAAUGCGGCGUGUUUCCCAGCAUCAAAUCAGACGAGUCGUACAAACUGACAGUUGAUGAAGAUGUAGCUGUUCUACAAGCCAGUCAAGUGUGGGGCGCUUUGAGAGGUCUUGAAACUUUCAGCCAACUGAUCUAUGAGGAUAGCAUUGUGGAAUUCGCUAUAAACAAAUCUCAGAUUUUGGACGCUCCGAGGUUUGCACACAGAGGAGUCCUGCUGGACACAUCCAGGCAUUAUCUACCUUUAAAGACUAUUUUCCUAACCUUGGAUGCAAUGGCUUUUAACAAGAUGAAUGUGUUUCACUGGCAUAUAGUUGAUGAUCAGUCUUUCCCCUACCAGAGCAUACUCUUUCCUGAGUUAAGUAAUAAGGGAGCUUACAACCCAUAUACACAUGUGUACAGUCCGGUCGAUGUCCGUUUGGUGAUUGAAUAUGCUCGACUGAGAGGUAUAAGAGUCAUACCGGAGUUUGAUACACCAGGACAUGUAGAUUCCUGGGGAAAAGGUCAAAAAAAUCUCUUGACACCCUGCUACAAAAAUGGAGAGCCUAGUGGUUCUUACGGUCCCGUCAAUCCCAUUCUGAAUGAUACUUACGACUUCAUGUACAAAUUCUUUACCGAAAUUAGCAAAGUGUUUCCUGACCAAUAUGUCCAUUUAGGAGGGGAUGAGGUGGACUUCACCUGUUGGAAAACCAAUCCGGAUAUUACCAAGUUCAUGAAUGAGCACGGCUUUGGUACAGAUUACCGCAAGCUAGAAUCUUACUACGUUCAAGAAAUAUUGGGCGUAGUGUCGUCGUUCCAUAAGGGAUAUAUGGUGUGGCAGGAGGUAUUUGAUAACCAUGACCAGUUGAAGCCAGACACCGUUGUUGAAGUUUGGAAGGAAAAAAAUUAUCAACAGGAGAUGGCGGCUGUUACAGCUGCUGGGUUUCAGACCCUUCUUUCUGCUCCGUGGUACCUGAACCGCAUUACCACUGGUCAGGACUGGAUCCAGAUCUACGGCAUUGAGCCAACAAAUUUUAAUGGGACUGAGCAGCAGAAGCAGCUUGUGAUUGGCGGUGAAGCUUGUCUGUGGGGCGAAUUUGUGGAUGCUACAAAUCUCACUCCAAGACUCUGGCCCAGAGCAUGUGCAGUUGCAGAAAGACUUUGGAGUGACAAAGAUGUGACCUCCGUGGGAGAUGCUUAUAGUCGGCUGAUCAAGCAUCGCUGUCGUAUGGUCAGGCGCGGAAUUGCAGCAGAGCCCCUGUAUGUGGGACACUGUGACCAUGAGCUUAAUGUCUAGGUCCAGUCGGCAAUCGUCUUGUGAAUUGAGAAGGAAAAAGAUGCCAAAAAUUGCACUAAGCGUCGUGACUUAUGACUGUAUUCUGUACAGUUGAAAUCCAGGAUUUAUUACUGUUUGAAAAGCAGCAGAUUGAAGUGUAAAUAUCAUGAUGACCAUUUGAUGAAAUAAAUUCUUUAUAAAAUA